GACGAGGCCGCGUCUGAAGAUGUCACUACUUGCAUCCCCUUCGGCGGAGUGUUUGACUCGUGGGAAGCCAUGGAGGAGACCUUUGCCCAAACGAGCAACUCUAUUACAGACAGGAACCGCAGCCGUUCUCGUCAAGCCCAACAGUCCGGAUCCCAGCCAAUUCUAUGGGAUGAAUCGCUGGGCAACUAUACAAAGUCAUGGGUGUGCACGCACGGUGGCUCAUUCCAAUCACGGAGGGCUGGGACUCGUACGAAUCAUACUACCCGUCGCAUAGAGUGCCCGGCUAAGCUCAACGCAUUGCUCUUUCAAGAUGCGGGUGGGGUGUUCCGAGUGGGUGGAAAGACUCAAGUGCAUACGCACUCUCACCAAGUUGAUGCCAACGUGUUCAACACGUAUCCCGAGGAGGUACCAAGAGGAAGAAGAUCCUCCAUUACUUGAAAGAGGUGUCCGAGAAGCCGAUUCACUUGCAGGAUGUGAACAACUUGAUUGCGAGAUGCGGCGCGAUUCGUAUACUUUGCCUGACGACAACAUCCGAGUGACCGAGCUGAUGCAGGAUUUCAGCGAAGGCCCUGGCAAUGUGGUCAACGUUUUCCGGGACGUCGACACUAAGCUGACAAGUUGCGUCACUUUCCAGACUUGUCAUAUGAGAAGAAUGACUCGUUUGUUUCUUGAGGUCAUGUGCGUUGAUGCUACGCACGGCACCAAUAUCAACAGGUGAGUGGUUGGACAAUUUCGUUUUGUUGGUGCAGUUGGUGCGCAGUUGGUUUAAGUUGUAUGAGAAUUGGUGAAACCAACUAAUACACAACUUUGUUGGUGUGCUGUCAGAUACCGCCUCAUCAGUUUCAUGCUGACAGACAAGUUUGGGAGUGGAGCUUUUGCUCAACACUCACUUAUCGAUGGGGGAGUUGUGUCGAUACAAGAUCCUUUGCUAGGUCUUUUACGGCAUGGGCGUUAACCUCAAUGAAUGAAUGAAUUCAUAACUUG
Molecule: messenger RNA, 984 nt
Organism: Phytophthora nicotianae INRA-310
Lineage: Eukaryota; Oomycota; Peronosporomycetes; Peronosporales; Peronosporaceae
Exons: 3
Coding region: 311-718 (135 amino acids)
Source: RefSeq, a predicted model, not a curated record